AUGGAUGAUGGACAAAUACACAAAAGACCGCUGCCUGGGGGUCUGCUGGCACUGGACCCGAGAGCAUGCGAGUCGCCACCUAGUACGACCACCUGGCAGCCCCUCACAUCCAUCAUUCCACCAAAUGGUUUGGUGUCGGCAGGGUCCUAUCAGACUCAACAAACUGCACCUGCCGCUAGUAGAAUACUCCGCGAGCUACGAACAAUGGCAAUGAAUAAAAACGCAUUGCGGGCGUAUUUUGGGACAAAAGUUGGCUGUUUUGUGUACCAAGCAACGGUGCAUCAACUUUAUGCUGACCUGGAGAUGUCUAUUACCGUCACCUUGCAAAAUCUUGCAAACUUAGUUCGGCACACGGUUCGGUGCGCUCAAAAAUAUUUGAUGACGCCGUACUCGAACGGCUACGAAGUGAGGCCGUUCUCUUGUCGGAUGAAAAUACUACGACCGGAAAUGCGGCUCUAUGAGUUGCAGAGCAACCUCCACACGUAG
This is a messenger RNA of Parnassius apollo (apollo), 486 nucleotides long. The record is from the annotation of a GenBank genome assembly. Lineage: Eukaryota; Metazoa; Arthropoda; Insecta; Lepidoptera; Papilionidae.